Molecule: messenger RNA, 1521 nt
Organism: Lates calcarifer (barramundi perch)
Lineage: Eukaryota; Metazoa; Chordata; Actinopteri; Centropomidae
Product: RNA-binding motif protein, X-linked 2-like
Biological process (GO): mRNA splicing, via spliceosome
Cellular component (GO): U2 snRNP; catalytic step 2 spliceosome; precatalytic spliceosome
Molecular function (GO): RNA binding
Source: RefSeq, a predicted model, not a curated record
AUCUGAAUGGAGUCUGGUGCGGAUUUCUCUUGUUUUCGCAUGCAAGGAAUCUGACUGAUAUCUGGUAGUUCUCACUGUGUACAUACAAGUAGCUGGACAAAUAAAUGUUUACAAAAACAGUAUGUACGUGUCUCUGUAGAGUCACUAUAAUACGUCCACUAACGAAGGUGAAGUUGAUCAACGAGCUGAAUGAGCGUGAGGCCAACCUCGGGGUGAACGAGUCUGUUUCCUGGCACAGUGUGUACAAAGACAGCGCCUGGAUCUUUGUUGGAGGAUUUCCAUACGAGCUGACUGAAGGGGACAUCAUCUGUGUCUUCUCUCAGUACGGAGAAGUCGUCAACAUCAACCUGGUGCGAGACAAGAAGACGGGGAAGUCCAAAGGUUUCUGCUUCAUCUGCUACGAGGACCAGAGGAGCACCAUCCUGGCUGUGGACAACUUCAACGGCAUCAAGAUCAAAGGUCGGACGAUUCGCGUGGAUCAUGUUAAAGAUUACCGUCCUCCCAAAGACUCUGAGGACAUCGACGACGUGACCAAACACCUGAGGGAGGAGGGCUGCGCUCCCAAAGCCCCCGAGUCCUCCUCCUCUUUCUCAGAGGAAGAUGAGCAGUACAGCAUACCUGUGAAGAAGCCCAAGAAAGAUAAGAAAGAGAAGAAGAAAAAGAAGAAAGAGAAGAAGGAGAAGAAGAAGAAAGAUAAGGAGAAAGAGAGGGGGAGCCGGGCGACUUCCUCCUCCUCACCUCCUCCUCGUCCUCCCACCGUCAGAGUCAAAGAAGAGAAGGAAGACGCCGCCUACGACAAGUACAACCAGAGGGGGGCGCCGCCGGGAGAGCAGGAGAACGGGCAGAGAGCGAGGGAGAACGAGAGACUCCGGGGGGAAGAGGUGGAGAGGAGGAGAGAGGAAGACAGGAGGAGAAACAGGGAGAGGGGCGACAGAGACAGAGAGGGGGACAGGAGGAGAGAGACAGAUCGGGAGAGAGACGGCGAGAGAAGGAGAGACGGAGACAGACGAAGAGAGACGGACAGAGAGAGAGAGAACGACAGACGAGAGACAGACAGAGACAGACGAAGAGAGACAGACAGAGAGAGAGAGGACGACAGGAGGAGAGAGAUGGACAGAGAUGGUGAAAGAAGGAGGGAGACAGACCGGGACAGAGAUGACAGACGGAGAGAGAUGGACAGAGACAGAGACGGGAAUAGAAGAAGAGAAACAGACAGAGACGAUAGAAGAAGAUAGAACGACAAAGACGGAGACAGAAGGACAGAGACGGAGGACUGAUGAAGAGACAAUAGAAGUAGACAGACAAUGACAGGAAGAGACAGAAAUGUUGAGAAAUGGACUGAUGAAAACGAGGAGAGACGGACGGAGACGACAGAUUCGUCAGGAUUUCAAUGUAAAGUGUUUCUAUCCAACUCGACUGAUGAUGAAAUGUAACGUCCUGUUCGUUUUCCUCCAGUUCUGUAAAGUUACAUGUUUUUUAAUGUUUGAUUUAAUUUUCUAAUUAAAAAACAUUUCCACCUGC